AUGAAUGCCCUUGUGGUUGUCGCUUCGCUUCUUAUAGCAACUACGUCGGGACAGCAGCAGCCACCGGGUGUAACACAACCCAUAGUGGAGGACUGUGGUUUUGGCGAUUCAGUGGUCUGCGUGAACAAAUACGCUGCUGUGCUUCCAUAUCACUUCAAUCGCUCAAUAACUUCACUAGCCGCCGACUAUGACUUCCGCAACACCACGGUACCAAAUGCCCCUACUUUCCAGCUACUCCAGAAUGCCUCCUUUGUGGUGUUCGACCGAGACCGUGGAUUGCAAUACCUAGGGCCAGAACCGACGUACGAGUUCGUAUUUCAAGUCGGUAAUUCAGUACAUGAAGCUCCUGUCUACGUGCCAAGCUUGAACAAAUUAUUCAUGUCUCAACUGCCGCCUGUGGCGGCGCCAAUUAGCACUAUGUACGAGUAUCUGCCGCAGCUUGUGGUCGAUCUCGGCCAGGAGCCAUUGACCCUGCAGGAGUAUGUGACGGAUCCUCCGAUAUUCGCGCCGAAUGGAGGUAUCUAUCACAAUGGCCAGAUCAUCUGGGCUUCCAGCGGUGGCUUCAACAAUCUCAACGGCACGGAGCAGCGUAUCGCGCUUCACAGCGUGGAUCCCACCACGAACAAGUCUACUGUUCUUUUGAACAACUUCUUUGGGUUUUAUUUCAACAAUAUGGAUGACGUUACCGUCCACCCGACGUCGGGCGAUCUCUUCUUUACUGAUCCUGACUAUCCCUGGUUCAACGGCCGAGUUGAUACAGCUCCUCAGCUGCCUACUGCAAGCUAUCGCUUUAACCCAACAACAGGAGCCUUGUUCCUGAUCGACGACACCAUAGAGCAACCCAACGGAAUCGCCUUCUCGCCAGACGGGAAUACUCUAUACAUCACAGAGACUGGUUCAUUGACCGGAAGUAUCGAUCCAGCCGUUGGGCCUGGAACAAAACACUACAACACCACAGGCAAAAGAUCCAUAUAUGCCUUUGACGUGGCCAAUAACGGCACCAAAAUCAGUAACAAGCGUUCCUUCUACAUGGCGCAAGACUACAUACCGGACGGCCUCAAGGUUAGCCGCGAAGGCCUGGUUCUUACGGCUACGGGUCACGGUAUCGAUGUGAUUGAUGAUAUGGGCCAACUCUUGCUUAGAGUGCAGACCAACCAUUCCGUCCAAAAUCUGCAAUUCACUGGUCCAAAUCUGGAUACAGUCUGGCUCAUGGGUAAUCAAGGGAUUAGCAGGGUGCAUUGGAAUAUCACUGGCCAGAUUCCGAAGUAA
Messenger RNA from Cladophialophora psammophila CBS 110553, 1269 nucleotides. Its product is annotated as gluconolactonase. The coding region runs from base 1 to 1269 and encodes 422 amino acids. The transcript is spliced from 2 exons. The record is from RefSeq and is a predicted model, not a curated record. NCBI's taxonomy places the organism in Eukaryota, Fungi, Ascomycota, Eurotiomycetes, Chaetothyriales, Herpotrichiellaceae.